UCAACCAGCCCUCACCAAAUGCUUGCUAUUGCCAGGUGAGCAGCUCCUUCAGCCAAGGUCAAGCUCUGCAUUGGCUUCAGCCAGGAUGUCUGCGAAGUUGUCCAUGGCGGCCUCUAAGAGCAAGACCAGCAACAGAAGUAGACGCCAAGAAGGCAGACCUACCGUCUCUCUCGUAGCAGCAUCGCCUGAGCCCGAGAAGGUGCCAGCGGGUACAGUCAGGUGGACGCUGAACAGCGGCCCAGGUUCCAGGAGCAACAGUCCCCCUCCAGCUGUGGCAGCACACCUGGGGAAAAAGGCGCAGAGACAAAGAAAGGGUAACCUUGGAGCUGGGAGCUUCAAGUCCAAGGUGUCUCUUUCAGGUACCAGGGACAGAAACCCACCACGAAUUAAGUUAAAGAUCAGAGAUCCCGGAAAUGUCCCCAGCUCUCCGGUCAAUCCUUUCCGCGUCCCUGAAGACAUGGAUUUCUUCUUGCUCAGAGAGCAGGAGCGGAAGAGGGCUUUCUUAGAGCGAGAGCAGAAGAAGGUGAUGCGGGUACACGAGAAGAUGACCUACUCCUCCAUGAUGUCGGCCAAGCACAGCCGCAUGCGGCGGGAGCUGCAGCUGGAGGACAAGGCCGAGGAGCAGGAGCUGCAUGAGAAGGUGGAAGAGCUGCGUGCCUUGCCCAACAUCUCCUGGAAGCUCGCUGUGACCAAAGAAAAGAAGAUGCGAUCUGACAGCAUCAGGAACUACAUCACACAACAGCGUGAGAUGUCACUCAUCCAGUAUGCCCUGGACAUGAAGCACCGAGAGAUUCAGCGACUAGAGAUGGUUGCCAACAAGGAGGAGGCCAGGCUGGCGCAGGCUGAGAAGGCCCUGGAGAAAGACAAGUCCCUCUUUGACGAGUUCCUCAGAGAGAAUGACCAGAGUUGCAUGCAGGCCAUUAAUGAGGCUGAGAAGGAGACCAAAACCAAGAUGGAGAAAAUCCUUGAGAUGCAAGAACUCACCACUCAGAUCACCAACAUCAAGAGCGAAAUCUCCAAAGUGGAAGACAUGCUGCAACAGUAUAAGGGAUACAAGGACUUCCUAUAUAAGCUGUCGCCCAAAGAGUGGCUGGAAGAGCAGGAGAAGAAGCGCUUGGCUCUCAGGAAGGCCAAGGAGGCUGCCGCUGAGCGAGCUAAAGAGAGCAGUGCAGGACCAGGCAGCAAAGGCCAGGCAACGUCCCUGUGGACCCGAGAUACCCAGAGCACAAAAAAACCUUCCAAGUUUCUGCAGGUGGCAAGGCUGGGGCAACUCCUGGCCAAAAGUGUCAACCAGAUGAGCACGCAUGCCGAGCUGGAAUCCAACAAGCCAACCCCGGGUGUCACCCCACAAGAGGACACUGACAGUGACAGGGAGGAGCUGCCACUGUACUUCACGGAGCCCCAGCAACUCCUGGAUGAGUUCAUCCAGCUGGAGGAGCAGAACCUGUCACUGAUUCAGAACCGCCAGGAGAUGGAGGAGACCCUGGAGGAGCUGAGCCUCAGCCUCAGGAACACACAGCUGCGCAUGGACAGGGAGGUCAGCCAGCUGAAGCAGCUGAUCAGCACGUUAACCAGGUCCAUUACCAAGGAGGAGGAGACGGCUGCCGAGUUGGAACUCAAAUCCCGGGUCUUUCACUUCGGGGAGUACAUGGGUGACGAGCAGGACAAGCUGUUGGAGAGUUUGAACCGCAAGGUGCUGGAUGUGUACCACCACUGCAUCGGCAGCCAGCAGGAAUCCAACCUGAGCACAGUGCAAAUGCUGGCCAUCAUCGAGCACCAGCUCAAUGAGCUGCUCGAGAACCUGGAGCGGGUGCCCCAGGCCAAGGUCGAGCAGGUGGAGAAGGCCAAGGAGAAGGAACGGCGUCUCAGACUGCGAGAAGAGAAGGUCAUGAUGCAGAAACAGCUACAGGAGGAGCGCCUGCAGCGGGCCCAGGCCCGGGCCCAGGCCGAGAUCAAGAAGAAAAAAGGCCGAAAGCUGUUGUCCCGCUCCCACCCACCAGUUGCCAAAGUCAAGGGCUCCAAGAAGCACAGGCUGACAGAUGAAGAACAGGAUGAAGAGCUGCUCUUUUUCUUCACAUAACCAGCCCGGGGCUAUGACUGCUUUGGCUGAGGGCCCAGAAAAGUCAUCAGCAGUGCAAGCAGAGACCGGACUACGUCUCUGCUGGCCUGUCAUUCCCCCAGCUUCCCUCUGUACCCUGCCCUGCCCAUCCGGGAAUAC
Molecule: messenger RNA, 2218 nt
Organism: Ochotona princeps (American pika)
Lineage: Eukaryota; Metazoa; Chordata; Mammalia; Lagomorpha; Ochotonidae
Gene: CFAP100
Product: cilia and flagella associated protein 100
Exons: 19
Coding region: 86-2080 (664 amino acids)
Cellular component (GO): ciliary basal body
Source: RefSeq, a predicted model, not a curated record